Messenger RNA from Durusdinium trenchii, 763 nucleotides. The record is from the annotation of a GenBank genome assembly. Lineage: Eukaryota; Dinophyceae; Suessiales; Symbiodiniaceae.
UUUUGUUUGUUUAGUUCUUGUGUUUGUUUUCAUUUUCUUGUGCAGUCUGACACAACCUUGUGUUGGUCACUGGAAUAUAAUUCGAGAGCUUCAGCGGAAUUUCUGACCGCCAAGACAACAAAUACAUUGCUUCUGUGGAUGUUUAUUUUCUGCCACGCAGCUGGCUCCUGGAAUCCAAGAAAGGGACAGUGCUUUUGCUUUGCGAGGUGCUGACAAGGAGCUGGUGGCCGAAGCCUGUUGGGCAAAUGGCCUGGCCUUGCAGUAUGCUCCAGAUUUCAAGGAUGAUUGGGAGGUGGUGAUGUGUGCUGUCUCCAAGAAUGGGACUGCACUAAUGUGGGCUUCAGAUGUGCUGCAGGCGGACAAAGAGGUCGUCCUGCGAGCAGUCCAGGAAAAUGGUGGGGCGCUGGCCUAUGCUUCCCAGGAGCUGCGUGCAGACCGUGAUGUAGUUUUAGCAGCUGUACAGCAACGGGGCAUCUCUUUGCGGUACGCUGCACAGGAAUUAAAGGGCGACCCUGAGGUGGUCAAGGCGGCUGCAAGGCAGAGUAAACGCGCCCUUAUGUAUGCUGCAGAGUUCUUGAAGAAGGAUGCUGCAUUUAUUCGAGAAGCGUCGAGUCAGGUGGCCGUGGCUGUGCAGGAAUCAGUUAUAUCUGAGCCAGUUCCACCAUGCUACGGACCUGGACUGUAGGGCCCAAAAGAUUGAGGAGACCUAAUGAAACCUGUUAGUCAAGAUGCCGAAGGAGUCAAUACUUCCGCUGAGGCGAUG